AUAUAUAGAGGAGACUUUGAAAUUCUGCAUUGAGCCAAGCUUCUUGAGUUUUUCAUCAUAUAUAGCUAGAGAGAGAUAUAUAUAUAGAGAGAGAGAGAGAUGGUGAGAACUCCAUGCUGUGACAAAACAGGAUUGAAGAAAGGCACUUGGACUCCUGAGGAAGACCUGAAGCUUAAAACUUAUAUCGCUAGAUAUGGCUGUUGGAACUGGCGCCAACUUCCCAAGUAUGCAGGACUAGCGAGGUGUGGGAAGAGUUGCAGACUGCGAUGGAUGAAUUACCUACGGCCAAACAUUAAAAGAGGCAUCUUCAGCAAGGAAGAAGAGGAAAUUAUCACCAAAUUACAUGAAUCACUUGGUAACAGAUGGUCUACCAUUGCUACCCAUUUACCAGGAAGAACAGACAAUGAUAUAAAGAACCACUGGCACACCUACCUCAAGAAAUGCUCGAAAAAGAACUCAAUUUCACAUGGAGUAAAACCAAGCUCUAGUACUGAUUCUUCCCAACGCAAAAGCAGUACUCUUGAAAACGGAUCAGACACCAACAAUUGUGAUGCUGUUAACGAAAGCUCCACAUUGUCACAACCAUCAGCAAGUGAAUUUUCUUCAUCGACCUCAUCAGACACCGGAGCAACAAAGUGCACAAACUUUGUGGCGGAAAGUACUGAUGUUGGUCUGUCGGAGAUGUUUGCAGAAAGUGAGAGUUUUUGGAGGGAACCAUUUGUGGCAGACAAUUAUAACUCCCAGAGUGAGUACAUGGCACCAUUGGUCAACCAGGAUUUGCUAUCUCCUGAUUUUGAUGUUACUGGUGAAGAAUUCUUAAGCCUAUAUGGUGUAUACGAUGAACAUAUAAAUGUCUUCAAUUGGUGACAAGACCAAUUGGUGUUUUAAGGAAUGCAUGAUCAAAUGUUCUCGAUCUUAAUUCCUCACUUUUGAGUUUUGACGCAAUAUGUAUGUACAUAAAUGGGGCUAUAAGAAUAUCAUAUUCCAUGCUUAA
Molecule: messenger RNA, 994 nt
Organism: Cornus florida
Lineage: Eukaryota; Viridiplantae; Streptophyta; Magnoliopsida; Cornales; Cornaceae
Product: transcription factor MYB4-like
Exons: 3
Coding region: 100-867 (255 amino acids)
Source: RefSeq, a predicted model, not a curated record